Sus scrofa (pig) is the source of this 3264-nucleotide messenger RNA. RefSeq names its product transcription factor B1, mitochondrial (gene TFB1M). The record is from RefSeq and is a predicted model, not a curated record. Gene Ontology annotation, cellular component: mitochondrial matrix. Gene Ontology annotation, biological process: transcription initiation at mitochondrial promoter; rRNA methylation. Gene Ontology annotation, molecular function: rRNA (adenine-N6,N6-)-dimethyltransferase activity; mitochondrial transcription factor activity. Lineage: Eukaryota; Metazoa; Chordata; Mammalia; Artiodactyla; Suidae.
GAGGUAGGCCCAGAGGCGGGCUGUAGUGCUCCCCGGCACCUCCCCCGCCUUAUUUUGAGAACGGCGGGGAAAAGCUCGCGUGAGAUAAAAUUGUAAGGAAAGCUGGCAGUCUGACAAAUGCUUAUGUUUAUGAAGUGGGCCCUGGGCCUGGCGGAAUCACAAGAUCCAUUCUCAAUGCUGGUAUUGCUGAACUUCUGGUGGUUGAAAAGGAUAGUCGGUUUAUUCCUGGAUUACAGAUGCUUUCUGAUGCAGCACCUGGAAAACUGAGAAUUGUCCAUGGAGAUGUGUUGACAUUUAAGAUAGAAAGGGCUUUUCCAGAAAGUCUCAAAAGACAGUGGGAGGAUGAUCCUCCAAAUGUACAUAUUAUUGGAAAUCUGCCUUUUAGUGUAUCAACUCCACUGAUUAUUAAGUGGCUUGAAAACGUUUCUCAUAGAAAUGGACCUUUUGCUUAUGGCAGAACCCAGAUGACACUGACUUUUCAGAAGGAAGUGGCAGAGAGACUUAUAGCCAGUAAGGGAAGCAAGCAGCGUAGUCGUCUUUCCAUCAUGGCCCAGUACCUCUGCGACGUUCAGCACGUCUUGACAAUUCCAGGUCGGGCUUUUGUCCCCAAACCAGAGGUGGAUGUGGGGGUGGUGCACUUUACCCCCCUGACUCAGCCCAAGAUAGAGCAGCCGUUCAAGCUGGUGGAGAAAGUGGUUCAGAAUGCAUUUCAGUUCCGAAGGAAAUACUGCUAUCGAGGGCUUGGAAUGUUAUUCCCUGAAGCUCAGCGCAUGGAACGCACUGGGAAACUGUUAGAGUCGGCGGACGUGGACCCUACUCUUCGACCCACCCAGCUCUCGGUCUCUCAUUUCCAGAGCCUCUGUGACGUGUACCGGAAAAUGUGUGAUGAAGACCCACACCUCUUUGCUUACAACUUCAGAGAAGAACUCAGGCACACGUCAGAAAAGAGAGAGAGAGAUGACGGGGAGAGUUAGACUGCAGCUGCUGCCCGAGGCCCCAGCAGCCUGCCGGGGCCCACGUGCAGUGGUGAGCUGCUCUGGGUGCUCACCCGCUGCGCUGCGACCUCUUUCCCUUGUACGGCUUGGUGAAGAGAAUAAACGUCAUCAAAUGAGAUACAGUACAAGCUUUCUUUUAAUAUACAUACUGCAUAGAUAUGACAUGUUUAGUAUAAACAGCAUCUGUUACAACCUUACAAAAAUGAAAUAUCUGCACAGGGUAACCCCUAACCCACAUUAGAAUAAUUUAAAUACGCUUUAAAUAAAGCGAAAUCUAACAGCUCAAAGAAAAUGCCCAGAGAAUUGGAAAAAAAAAGAGAGCUUUUAAAAGCUAUUGAUCACAACCUCCUACCUUUUUCCACAUAAAUUAAUUAGAAUUCAGUUUGAUGUUUAGGAUUCAAAGUCAUUUUGAUACCUGCUCAAAAGGGAUAUAAAGUAAAGUAAGUCAUUUACAAAUUCUGAUCAGUUUAAUCUAGUUUUCUGAUCCACAAUAAAUUAAAAUAACUUAAAUCUUUACAGCUACUUGGGGGAAAAUGUAUACUGCACAGAACCCAAUCAUGAACAGUUUUUCUGCAAUUUCCAUUUCACCACCAGUUUAAAAGUGGCGCCAUCUCUGGAUUGGAACUGUACUAGGACUUGCCGUGGCUCUCUGUCUCGUAAAAACACUCCUCGUUGACCACCGAUGUUAAGCUCUGGACGCUGAAUUCUCGCUCGAGGACAGAGCUGAAGUCAAGGUUGGCACUUUCAGGUUGACUGUCCAGGGACUGGUGACGAGUCUGCGCCUUCAGCAGAGUUCCCCUGUCCCUCUUGGUGCUGUUGGCUUUCCGUUUGAUGGCGCAGAAGUGCCCCCGGACCAGCUUGGGCUGCGGGCUGUCCUUGCUGGGCUGCUGCUCGGCCGGAUGGGCGUCGGGGUCCUCGGAGAUCCUCAGUCUCUGGAACUGAAGCUCGAUGUCUUUGGUGGGGCUGCCCUGCCUCCGAGCCUGAUGGUAGUCGUCCUCGUCGUCGCUCAGGAUGUCGCUCUCCUUGAUGAGGCUGUCAGAGAGGUCCGCCAGGCCGGCGUGGGGCUGUCUCUGGGCAUCGUGUGGGCUCCCGGUCGGGGGGCAACCACUGCUCUGGGUGCCGCUGCUCAGGCUGCCCUCAUCCGAGUCCAGCGAGCUGCUCUUGCCCGGCUCUCCGGGCCACUCGCUGCUGGAAGAAUUCUUGAGCACUCUUAAGGACCUGGAUGAAGCUGCAAUGAGAAAAGCAUGUUUCUCCUUAGGAUAGAGGAACCGAUUCCAUCGUGUGUCAUUUUCUCAUUGGAGGUUAUCAGAUUUAACAUCUUUUUGGGGGCGGGGGCAGUGGUGGCUGCACCCAGGGCAUAUGGGAGUUCCAAGGCUAGGGGUCAGAUCAGAGCUGCAGCUGCCGGCCUACACCACAGCUCACGGCAAUGGCAGAUCCUUAACCCACUGAGCGAGGCCAGGGAUCGAACCUGCAUCCUCAUGGAUACUAGUCGGGUUUGUAACCUUCUGAGCCACAACGUGAAUUCCCAGAUUUAACAUCUUAAAAUUUUACCACCUCCCUUCAAUUACCAACUAUCCUAGGACUGGGGGAAGAAAAGGGAGAUACCGAAAAUAGGGACAUUUUUUACUUAUGUUUAUUUGAAAUUUUAAGUUGGGGAAUUGGAUUUUUUUUUUAAUUUUUAAAUUUUUCUGUCUUUUUGGGGCUGCACCCGCAACAUAUGGAGAUUCCCAGGCUAGGGGUCCAAUCUGAGCUGUAGCUGCUGGCCUACGCCAGAGCCAUAGCAAUGUGGGAUCCAAGCCGCGUCUGCAACCUACACCACAGCUCACGGCAACACCAGAUCCUUAACCAACUGAGUGAGGCCAGGGAUCCAACCUGUGUCCUCAUGGAUGCUAGUUGGGUUCUCUGACUGCUGAGCCACGACAGGAAGGCUGAAUUUGGCAUUUUUAGAUGACCAGAGUUUAUUAUUAUUUAGAACAGUGAACUAUAUAACAAGGGCUAGGAUUUUUUUUUUUUUUUUUUUUUUUUUUUUUUUUUUUUUUUUGCUAGUGGGUAAAUUUAAAAGUUAGGUUUUUUUUUUUUUUUUUUUUUUUUUCUCCAUUAAAGUACUUUGUAGUUUGAGAACUAAGAUUACACCAUAUUUCUCUGCCUACCUUCUCACCUGUUUAUUUCCCUUGCUGCCCAAUUAAAAGUAGAAAGAUGCUCUUUCUCUCAUGAGAGCUGUCUCUGCUGGAAUUUCUAGCCAACUUUGAGAUUAAAUAUGAAUAUUCAA